Sebastes umbrosus (honeycomb rockfish) is the source of this 2759-nucleotide messenger RNA. Its product is annotated as adhesion G-protein coupled receptor G2. Gene Ontology annotation, biological process: cell surface receptor signaling pathway; adenylate cyclase-activating G protein-coupled receptor signaling pathway. NCBI's taxonomy places the organism in Eukaryota, Metazoa, Chordata, Actinopteri, Perciformes, Sebastidae. Gene Ontology annotation, molecular function: G protein-coupled receptor activity. The record is from RefSeq and is a predicted model, not a curated record. Bases 157 to 2367 code for a protein of 736 amino acids. The transcript is spliced from 16 exons. Gene Ontology annotation, cellular component: membrane.
GCAAAUCGCUGUGGAGAGACAAUGUUGAGAACCACCUCCCUCAGGCAAUAGAAACUGCUGUACAGUUAGGUAGCACUUCAAAGAGAUCUAGAAGUAGGUUAUGGUGAGAUAACUUAAUCCUUAAUAAUAUACUGCACAUUGUCCGUACUCCUCAGGAUGUUACCACUGGAUGUAAAGCAUCGCUGGGUGUUUGUUGCAAUCCUGUUCUUUGGGAUAUUCAUCAAGAACAACGAGAGCUCAGACACAAAUGACACCUGCAAACAAACAAAUGUACUGUUUGUCAAUGCUGUAGUGUUAAAUCAGGAAUACCCAUCAAAGGCUGUCUAUCACGAGGUCAGUGGAAGUAAACUCUGUUUCGCUGUCCACGGAAACAGAACAAAUGUAGAUGCAGUCUGUUGUCAUGAAGGAGAUUUCAACUGCAGCGUUGAAAUAAAGGGUAGUGAAAAUGACUACAAGCUGAUCCUGAAUAAAGAGACUCUUUCCAAGCAAGAUAUUGUACUCAUGACUGUAGAUCUUGAAUUCAACUGUAUGCCACAUACGUUCUACAACACAACUUCAGGUUUCCAUUUAAACAUUCACCAGUGCAUGAAUAAAGCUACCGAACGUUUUAGAUUCAGCCAAAACAGCUUCUGUGGAGAGAGUCUAACCUACGAUGAAGACGCCUGCAAAGGUUUAGCAGAAACAGACUACAUUAUCGAUGCUAAUAAGGGAAGGCAUUGUGUGUCGUGUAAGGUACCACGAGAAAAGCCAGACGUUUCUAUUACUAUCCCUCCACCUGAGUGCAAUAAUGGCACUGGUAUCAGCCUCGACAACGCAGCGCAAGUAUCAAAAUUAUCAACGACGACACUAUUGGAGUCAACUGCUACAUUUCGGUGUGGCGUUGUUUGGAGUUGUGAUACUGACUGUAGUUUGCUGGAAAGAAGAAAUGAUUUUAAUGUUUGUCAUUGCAGAAAUAUCAUGAAUAAUCUCUUCUCCCUGCUGGAAGAGUUGGGCAAUUCCAGCACAGCAACCAUCACAAUAGGCCAUAUUAAAGGGGUGAUCACUAAACUCCUUGCCCAAAAUCAAACCAACAUCAACUUUGGCAUUAAAACAAGUGGUGAUAUAAAAAUUUUUGAGGGUAAUGAUUCUGUGACGGGCUUCUCUCGAUCGGUGCGAAUCCCUACAGAGGCCAUUGUCUUGGCAAAACAAGGAAAUGGUUCAUUUGCUGCAGCUCUACUUUUUCCAGGAAUGCAUCCGGAUGACGACAACAGUUUUUAUCUCAACAAUGAGAUAGUGGGAAUUGAAAUGGGAGCAGAGGUAUCCAAUCUCUCACAUACCAUAGACAUUCAUUACAGAAGUGUGGACAAGAAUGGAAGCAUUGCUUCUUGUAGGUCGUGGGAUGGAAAAGGAAAAGAAGCGAACUGGAUCACAGAUGGUUGUCAGACAAAGGAGACCAAUGACAGCAUCACAUGCCAGUGCUCUCAUCUAACUUUUUUUGCAAUACUCAUGUCAUCCCCACCAAGAAACAUAAGCUCUUCAGAUUUCAAGUCUCUGACCUACAUCACAUCAAUCGGCUGUGGCCUGUCAAUAUUCUUUUUGGUGGUGGCUCUCUGCAUGCAUUGUCUUAUCAGAAAAGUGAAAGCGAGCCAAGCAACUAAGAUCUUGAUGAACCUCUUUAUUGCCAUGCUCACCCUGAACUUGUCCUUCCUGGUAAAUGAGAGCAUUGCCAAUCUGGGAAACUUUGGCGCAUGCGUGGCGGUGGCAGCAGUCAUGCACUACACUAUGCUGGCCACGAUUACCUGGUUCUUCGUAGAGGCUCUACACUUGUUCUUAAUUCUACGGAAGCUCCCUACUGACGUCAAGCAUUACAUGAUGAAGAUCUGCGUCACAGGAUGGGUCACACCAGCUGUGGUGGUGAUCGCUCUUCUCGCCUCGGGACAAUACGAUUACAUGGUCAUUUACACCGAUGAUGGGAAUUCAGCAAAAAUGUGCUGGAUCUCUGAUGCUGUCGUCCACCAGGGGGUGAAUGUCGGUUACUACGCUGUAGUGUUUGUCUUCACCUUUGUCAUAUUCAUCAUGACUGUGCGGCAGAUUGUUCUCCUUAAACCCGCAGCAGGGAAAGCCCAGGACAACGGCUCCAUCAAGACAAACGCUUUCUCCAUUAUGGCCCUGUUCCUACUGCUCGGCAUCACCUGGGCUUUUGCCUUCUUCAGCCAUGGACCUAUGCUUGUAGCUUCCUACUAUAUCUUCACCAUCCUCAACUCCUUUCAAGGUUUCUUCCUGUUCAUCUACUAUUUCAAAUCCAGGAAGAUUGCUGGAGGAGAGGGGAGAGGAGGAAUCCCCACAGUCAGCAGCAGCACAUCAAACACAGUUGUCACAUCUCCAUAAUGAUACCGCAUAUGCUUCUCAAAGGGGGACAGAAAGUGUUCUGUGCCUGAGAUUAUUUUGACACAAGAGGGCAGCAUUUUAUUAGUCAAGCAGUGCCUCUGUUGAAUGAGGUGCUGGUAAACUGCUAUAAAAAAAAAAGUUUCUCAUUCUUCCUGACUACCCGGCUAAUCUGGAUUACAUUCAUUGAGAAAAUUACCAAUGAGUCAAGCACUGACAGACGACACGGUGUAAUCUCCUGGAAGUCAUUUGUGCUGAUGACUCAACAGAAGGCCUGUCUUACUCACUGCGAAACAUGCAGUGAAUGUUGUGAUUCACUCAGAAUAUAUCAUAAAACUCCUAAAACAAAGCAUCAGUCAUAUAUACGGGAAUGCAGAUUGUAAAUGUUUAGGAAG